GUUGGGUGAAAAAAAGCCACGUGAAGCAGAGCUCCUUCAGAUUGGGCAGUACAGCCUCCGUAGUCUUGUGUCCCUCUCCGAUUGGUUGUGAUGCGAAGUGGGCGGGCCUCGGCCUGCCAGGGGUCGGGGUGUAUUUUCACGCUGGAGGAGUGGAGCUGCGCUUGUCAGAGACAGAAAAAGGAACUGGUGUGCAGUCUGCGGCUUGUCGUGGUUUCAGGGAUGCUUCACAUCGAGGAGCAGUGACGACCUGAGCACAGGAGCCCCGCAGCGCGUCGCUUCAGGUCAUCCCAGCGACCAGAGCCCGAGUUCAAAGCAGCCAGUGUUCGUGAAUGGAGCAGCAGCAGCGGGGUCUCUGUAGCGUCACCGCCUUCCAGUGUGCAAGCCGCGGGGCCGGGGUCUCCAGCGGCCAGCCCUCCAUGCGUCUGUGCAUCACCUCCACGGCCGGCAGCCCGGUGGAGCUGACCGUCCCCCGGGGGGAGACCGUGGAGGCCCUGAAAGCGCGCAUCUCCCAGAAACUCAGACUGCACACGGACAGGAUCGUACUCCUGCAUAAAGACAGGCACCUGACUGCAGGGACGCUCCUGGACCAGGGUGUAACAGAUGGCAGCAAACUGACUCUGGUCCCAGUCAUUGAAGCUGGUUUACUGUGCUCGACUACCAGGGCUGAAAGGACUGUUAUGGAUGUGUUGGAAAGUUUAACAGAAGUCCAGAUUAAUGACUUCCUGUCUGGGCGCUCACCUCUGAACAUUAACCUUGGAAUCGGUGCCCAUGUGAUGUGUGUGGAGCUCCAGCUGUCGGCGCAGGACGUGAAGGAGCUGCUGCUGGACUCAAAGGCUCACGGCAGCAACGCGCAGACGGCCAGCAGCACGAACCACCCUCACUCUGCCUCGGCGUGGACCUCCACCACUGGACCUGCUACCUCAUCAGCUUCACAGGCCUCAUCUGCAACUCCAUUCUCUGUUGACUCUUUGUCCUCGUUUCAGUUUAACACUCAGGGACCCAGAACUUCACUGAACUCACAAAACCCUUCGGUUCCAUCCAGUAGCAUCCCUGCCACAAACUGCUGUAAUCCCUCUUCUCUGCUUAAUUCCCACUCUGAGCACGGAUCUCCGCACGCUCCUUCUCCUCCUUUGCCCUGUGGUUCUCCACAUCCAGGCUCUCCUUUGCGAGCGACUGCACCGGUCUGUUCAGCCGGUCCCAUCAGCUCCAGCCCGGCACCCCUGAGCCCCACAGCAGCCUCGACCUUCACAGAGAGUAAUGCUGAUGCUUCAUCCACUGCACAGCUGCCCAAUCCUCCAGGAGCUGUCAUAGAGAGUUUCGUGAGACACUCACCUGGCAUCUUCUCUGGGACUUUCUCUGGCACCCUGGCCCCUUGCAGUCAGAGCGGUUUCAGUCAUCCUCGACGUGGUGUCGCCAUUAUUCUCCAGAUCCUCAACGACCUCCUCAGAGCCGCCUACCACCACCAGGGGGCUCCAGUUCCUCUUCCUCUACACCGCUGUCCUGCUCCAGGCGCUGAAGUCAGCCCGCUGCUCACAGCAGAAGAGCCCAGACCACCAGCGAUGCAGAGGACAGAGCCCCUCUGCGGAGCUCCAGGUGACGUAGCCCACGAGGGUCCCGUCGUGCACUCGUCCACAGAGGAGAAUCAAACACUGCACUGUAAGCUAGAGCACCUCCAGCUCCUGAUGCACGAGAGGCGUCUACGCAGGAGGGCUCGCAAGACCUCGCACCUCUCACAAGGCUCUCAUCCGUACCAGAAGCGCCACCAUCACCCCUAGUCUCUGAAUGUAAAAAGACCCGCUCACUAUGAUAGAUACCAGAGCUGACCUUGCCGUACAGGGCUACGAAAAAAAAAAAUGAGCCUUUGUUAGUAUUUUUCUACUAUCUGAAACUAUACGUCUAAAUGUUGUGGCUUUCUCUGUGUGAUGUGUAAUCUGAGUCUGUCCUUCAGUGACUGCAGCUCCGGCUGUUGCAGUAUGUAGCACGUGUCACAUAGAUUUCCCUGUUGGUGUUUUACUCUACGUACUCUGAUGCCUUAACUGUACAUGUUUUGAAUGUAAGACUGUGUUUCGUUCCAUGCAAGCAAUGUUUCUUGAAAAUAUCUUAUUUAUGAAAUACAAGGAAGCAAAAAAAUAUGCAAAUAAUAAAGGGAAACAAUAAAAAAUCUGA
Pelmatolapia mariae (spotted tilapia) is the source of this 2166-nucleotide messenger RNA. Its product is annotated as midnolin-like. The record is from RefSeq and is a predicted model, not a curated record. Lineage: Eukaryota; Metazoa; Chordata; Actinopteri; Cichliformes; Cichlidae. The transcript has 7 exons. Bases 330 to 1775 code for a protein of 481 amino acids. Gene Ontology annotation, cellular component: nucleus. Gene Ontology annotation, molecular function: protein binding.